AUGCUAAGCAAGGAGCUCAACAGGGAACCACUCAAAGGGCAGCAAGAGAGAGUAGCUCAAGAGAGAGUAGUUCAAGGGGGAGUAGCUGCCAAUAAUGGGGAAAAUGCAGUGAUUGUGGCUGAUAACAGAGAUCGCCAGUUUAGUGGGAUGCCGACAGAGGAUCCUCACCUUCAUCUUCGAUUUUUCAUUGAAGUGAGUGAUUCAUUCAAGCUUCCCGGAGUUACAGAAGAUGCCUUAAGACUGAAGUUGUUCCCAUACUCCUUGAGAGAUAGAGCGAGAGCUUGGUUGAACUCUUUGCCAUCUGAUUUUGCGACUACUUGGCAAGAGUUAGUUGAGCGGUUUUUGAUGAAGUAUUUCCCUCCCACUAAGAAUGCCAAGCUCCGCAAUGAGAUUACUUCAUUUCAGCAACUUGAUGAAGAAUCUUUAUAUGAGGCAUGGGAGCGAUUUAAGGAGUUGUUGCACAAAUGCCCUCAUCAUGGUAUUCCUCAUUGCAUCCAGAUGGAGACAUUUUAUAAUGGUCUAAACGCCCAUACUAGAAUGGUAUUUGAUGCUUCACCAAAUGGGGCUCCUCUUGCUAAGUCCUAUAAUAAAGCAUAUGAAAUCCUUGAGAGGACAUCCAACAACAACUAUCAGUGGCCCACUACUAGAUCAACUACAGGUAGAAAGGUGGCUGGUAUUCAUGAGGUAGAUGCCAUCAUUUCUUUGGCAGCCAAAGUUUCCUCUAUUUCGAAUAUGCUCAAGACAAUGAGCAUGGGAAUGAAUCAUUCAAUGGGGCAGACUAUGGGGACAAAAAUAGGGCACAUGGAAAACAUUUCUUGUGUGUAUUGUGGUGAGGGUCAUACUUUUGAUAACUAUCCUUCCAAUCCAGCAGUUGUGUGUUACAUGGGGAAUCAAAAUAGGAAUGGUCCAUAUUCUAAUUUCUACAACCCAUCAUGGAGGAAACAUCCCAACUUCUCAUGGAGUAAUCAAGGGGUUGACCCUAGCAAUUCUUCUAUGCCACCAAGACCGAAUUUCCCACCGGGUUAUUCCCCACAAGCACCACAACAAAAGCCACAACAACAAGCAAUGCAAUCUACUCUCUUGAGAACAUGUUGA
Humulus lupulus (European hop) is the source of this 1095-nucleotide messenger RNA. RefSeq lists its product as uncharacterized. Bases 1 to 1095 code for a protein of 364 amino acids. Lineage: Eukaryota; Viridiplantae; Streptophyta; Magnoliopsida; Rosales; Cannabaceae. The transcript has 2 exons. The record is from RefSeq and is a predicted model, not a curated record.